This is a messenger RNA of Protomyces lactucae-debilis, 807 nucleotides long. RefSeq names its product mitochondrial carrier domain-containing protein. The transcript has a single exon. The record is from RefSeq and is a predicted model, not a curated record. Lineage: Eukaryota; Fungi; Ascomycota; Taphrinomycetes; Taphrinales; Protomycetaceae. The annotation marks the transcript as partial. Gene Ontology annotation, biological process: transport. Gene Ontology annotation, molecular function: transmembrane transporter activity.
AAGACCGCUACAGAUGAUCGCUAUGCAGUGCCCACUGCUGCUGCUCUCGCCUCUCUUGCUUCGACCACAUGCGGCCAUCCAAUUGACUCUGUCAAAUCGCGCAUGCAGACAUUUCGCUACAAUGGUAUCGCAGACUGUGUCGUUCGUACCUACAAAGCAGAGAAAUUAGGAGGCUUCUUCCGUGGGCUGGCGGCACCUCUUGUCACAACAACUUUUGCGCGGACCAUCUCAUUCUCCAUCUACUCUAGGAUGCGCGAAGCUGGCAUUCAUCCAUUCUUUAGCGGUAAUGUGGCAGGUCUCACCGUUGCCUUGCUUGCUGCUCCCUUUGAAUUCACCAAAAUCUCGAGUCAGCUCUCCGUGCUCAUACGGGCUUCAUCACAUGCCAUACCAACACAAGGUGCCGUCACUGCUAGACAAACAACCACCUGGCACGAAGCCAAGCAAAUCUACCGGCGUUUCGGCUUACCAGGCUUCUGGACUGGAAUCCACUGGCAGCUCAUUCGCGAUGGCAUUGGCACGGGCGUCUUCUUCUCGAGCUAUGUCCUUGUAAAACGAGCCCUUCAGAAACAUCCUGAAGUGCCCAAUUCUGCAACGUCCAUCGCUAUCGCCGGUGGAAGCUGCGGCAUUGUCGCUUGGGUUUGCGUAUAUCCACUCGAUACGCUCAAGGCACGGCAUCAGCGGAACGUGCUGCAAGGUCGCCAAGAGGCAAAAGUCAUGCCACUCAAUUUUCGCAAGCUCUAUCGCGGCUGCAGCGUGAGUAUCAUUCGCACGGGUGUCAUCAAUUCCAUCAAUUUCAGUCUGUUUGAA